Molecule: messenger RNA, 888 nt
Organism: Panicum hallii
Lineage: Eukaryota; Viridiplantae; Streptophyta; Magnoliopsida; Poales; Poaceae
Exons: 2
Coding region: 99-716 (205 amino acids)
Molecular function (GO): enzyme inhibitor activity
Source: RefSeq, a predicted model, not a curated record
GCCUUGGUGCAUAUCUAUCCUUUCUCAGGCCGCCCUCACCACCUCCGAAGAAAUAAAUCAUCGAGGGCGGUCAAAGAGAAACGAGCACGGCACAUACCAUGGAGCGGUUCAUCAUCGCCUCCCUCCUCCUCCUCCUCCUCGCUUCCCUGACCGUCGUCGAGGGCCGCAUGGGCCGUGCCGCCGUCUUCGACAACAGCAUGCCUACGAACCACGUGUUGAUCGGCGGUGACGAGCUACCAAGGAUAUGCGACCAGGUGCGCUUCAAGACGAUAUGCCGGGGCUUCACGAAGCUCCCCGGCGUGGCGACGCCCCGGCAGCUGCUGCUGGCGUCGAUUCGCGUGGCGUCGGACAAGGCGAAGGAGGCCAAGCUCCGGGUGGAGGAGUACAAGGCGAGGACGCACGCGAGCGGGCCGAUGGAGUCCAUCAGCGACACAUGCAGCAAAGGGUACGACGAUGUGGUGCAGUCGCUGGAGGAGACGCGGCAGCUGAUCGAGACGAAGGGCACAAACUUCGACCUCAACAACAAGGUGUCGGACGCCGUCACGCAUGCCGGCGACUGCACAACCGGCUUCGAGGACUUCCCGGACAUCAAGUCGCCCUUCGCGGCCAUACAGCAGAACGUCUACCGUGUCGUCGACAACGUCCUCAACAUCGCCGUCGUCGUGCAGCAGGCCGAGGCACACCAGGCGAAAUUGCUCGGCCCGCACGUGCACUGAGCGAGCCGGACUAGCCGGGGCUAAAAGAGAAGGCAUGGGUGGUGGUGGUGGUGGUGGUGGUGAUGCACCGAUCUUCCGCACCGGAACAGCAAAGGCUUGAGAAAAAAACUGUACUCCUACGUAGUAGUGUAAUGUAACUUGAUGAGGUUACUAACACGGAAUUACAGGUUGA